Molecule: messenger RNA, 2202 nt
Organism: Papaver somniferum (opium poppy)
Lineage: Eukaryota; Viridiplantae; Streptophyta; Magnoliopsida; Ranunculales; Papaveraceae
Exons: 4
Coding region: 1-2202 (733 amino acids)
Biological process (GO): proteolysis
Molecular function (GO): aspartic-type endopeptidase activity
Source: RefSeq, a predicted model, not a curated record
AUGACGGGUGUAACCAACGCACACUUGAAUGAGCGUCUUGAAACUUUGAAUACCUCUUUGCAAGACAUGCUCGAAGAGAUGCGGACUGAACGAACAGAGAUGCGGACUGAACGAACAGAGUCAACUGAAAAAUUUGAUACCUUCCGUGACGCGCAAACUACUCUGCAGACCACUCAAAACACCCUUCUUACAGAAUUACAGACAAUGAAUCGCAACAUUGCGGCUCUUCUUCGUCUGCAGCAAGGUGGCCACAAUGAGCGAACUGACAAUCAAAAUCGUCGUAUGCCAGGUGAUGGUGGGGUUGGUACAUUACUCCGAGGAAGCCCUAUAAAUAUAAAGUUUCCUAUAUUUGAUGGUAAUGAUCCAGACGGGUGGAUUUUUAAAGCUGAGCAGUUCUUUUCUCUUCAUGGGGUAACUGAGAAUCAAAAGGUACCGGUGGCUGCUGCGCAUCUUGAUAAAGAUGCCAAUUCAUGGUUUAGAUGGAUCAAAGAGUCUUUUGGGACUUUUAGGGAAUUAACUUGGCAACAGUUCUCUCGUGCACUACGUUCUCUAUUCGGUAAUCGUAAGCACAUCGAUGCGUGUAGCGCCCUCUCCAAGUUGGAGCAAAAAGGUCUUCGUAAGGAUAUUGGUGCUAGUGUUCGUUUAUUUCGACCGCGAAGUCUUUCAGAGACUUUUGAAUAUGCUUUAUGCCAAGAAGAUGUUAUCAAUUCAUCACAGCAUAUCAAUCCUUUGAUACGUAACUUUCCAUCGAAAUCAUUUACAGCUGUAAGCCCAUCUCUACCACAACGGAAUGCCGUACCUUCUGGCAUUAAACGGUUGACAUGGGAAGAGCAAAAACAACAUCGUGCGAAAGGCCUUUGCUUUAACUGUGAUGAGCCGUAUACGCAAGGUCAUCUAUGUGCGAAGUCCAGGUUAUUGUUCCUUGAAGGUGCUAACGAUAUGUCUAUCACGGAGCUGCAACAGGAUAACAGUGAAGACAUUCCCGAAGAUGUGUUGAUUGAAAGUGAAAAAGAUAUUGCUUCGACACCUGAAAUUUCGUUACAUGCAUUUAUGGGCUCUCCGUUUCCGAAAACAAUGCGCAUCACAGGGUAUAUUAAAGGACAUCCAGUGACGAUACUUAUUGAUUCGGGAUCUACUCAUAAUUUUCUCCAUCCUAAGAUCGCAAAACACUGUGGUUAUAAGGUUACGUCUAGUAACACUGUUAUGCAAGUUAUGAUAGGGGAUGGUAGAUUUUUAAACGCUACCGGUUCAUGCUCUAAUGUCACUAUUAAGUUACAGGAUUAUGUAUUCGACAUCGACUUUUAUCUAUUAGCAGUCAGUGGUUGUGAUGCUGUUCUUGGCGUUCAAUGGCUACGUAGUUUGGGUACGUUUACUUGGGAUUUCAAUAAGCUAAUUAUGAAGUUUUCCAAACUUGAUAGAGAAUUCUCCCUAAUUGGUGACAACUCUCCAACGGUUAUGCUUUUGGAUACUAAUCCUAUGCAGCGAGUUAUAUGCCGUGAGAAGCAAGGUAUUUUCUUACAAUUAACAAAUGCUACAAAUGAAACAGAUUCAAGUAACUCAGUGACACCUCCUGCAAUAAGAGAGCUAAUAUUGCAAUUUUCUGAUGUUUUUGAGUCUCCUACAUCUUUGCCUCCCAAGCGUUCUCAUGAUCACCACAUUCCAGUGGUUCCGGAUUCUUCUUCGGUGAAUGUGCGUCCUUAUCGGUACCCAUAUUUCCAGAAAGAAGAGAUUGAAAGGGUGGUUGUUGAACUCAAAGAGGCCGGUUUCAUUCGUCUUAGCUCAAGUCCUUACUCUUCACCGGAUCUCCGUGGAUUUUUAGGAUUGACAGGAUAUUACCAUAAGUUUGUCAAGGAUUACGGGAAGAUUAGUGCACCUUUAACUGCAUUGCUUAAAAAGGAUGCAUUUAAUUGGUCCAAUGAUGCUAUGGUUGCUUUUAAAAAGCUACAGACAGCAUUAACAACCACACCAGUUCUCCAAUUGCCUGAUUUCUCAAAGGAAUUUGUCGUAGAGUGUGAUGCUUCAGGAAACGGGUUGGGAGCUGUCCUUAUGCAGGAAGAACAACAGAAAUGGGUAACUAAACUUCUUGGCUACGACUAUGAGAUAGUUUACAAGCGUGGCUCUGAAAACAAUGCAGCUGAUGCAUUAUCUCGAGUUGAAAUCCCUCGUUUAAUGGCUUGUUACACACCAAUUUGCUGGGGUUAA